Anopheles coustani is the source of this 1650-nucleotide messenger RNA. RefSeq names its product solute carrier family 25 member 3-like. Gene Ontology annotation, cellular component: mitochondrial inner membrane. Bases 118 to 1179 code for a protein of 353 amino acids. Lineage: Eukaryota; Metazoa; Arthropoda; Insecta; Diptera; Culicidae. Gene Ontology annotation, molecular function: phosphate transmembrane transporter activity. Gene Ontology annotation, biological process: mitochondrial phosphate ion transmembrane transport. The record is from RefSeq and is a predicted model, not a curated record. The transcript has 4 exons.
AAUUGUCCAUCACUUUGCAGUACGAUCUUGUCCGCAGCUCAAAGAGCAGGAAUCGCCAGCGUGGAACUAGGAUAAGAGUUACCUUCCCAGAUCCAAGCAGCAACGAUCCAUUCCAAAAUGUUCACCGCUCUACUGGAUGCCGCCCGGAACUCGCCCUUCCGCACACCGUUCACCCGCGUGCAGUGCGACGAUGGUACCGUGGCACCGACCGAAAAGGCCGUAGUAACGGGCCGCUCGGUUCAGGCUGCGUCCACCCGCGAGGUCGAGUUCGGCUCGAACGAAUUCUUUGGCCUGUGCGCGGUCGGUGGUAUCCUGUCGUGCGGUAUCACGCACACGGCUGUCGUACCGCUCGAUCUGGUCAAGUGCCGGCUGCAGGUCGACCAGGCCAAGUACAAGAAUCUUUUCCACGGAUUCAAGGUCACCAUCGCUGAGGAGGGUGCUCGCGGUCUAGCCAAGGGAUGGGCGCCGACCUUCUUCGGCUACUCGGCACAGGGAGCUUUCAAGUUCGGACUGUACGAAGUGUUCAAAAUUCAGUAUGCUAACAUGAUCGGUGAAGAGAAUGCGUACCUCUACCGCACAUGGGUAUACUUGGGCGCUUCGGCAUCCGCUGAAUUCUUCGCCGACAUUGCCCUGGCUCCGCUAGAAGCCGCCAAGGUGAAGAUCCAGACCAUGCCCGGUUACGCCAACACCAUGCGCCAGGCCAUGCCGAAGAUGAUGGGCGAGGAAGGCAUUACCGCUUUCUACAAGGGUCUCGUGCCACUGUGGUGCCGUCAAAUCCCGUACACCAUGAUGAAGUUUGCCUGCUUCGAGAAGACGGUCGAACUGCUGUACAAAAAUGUGGUUCCGAAGCCUCGCGACCAGUGCACGAAGGGUGAGCAGCUGCUGGUCACAUUCGCCGCCGGUUAUAUUGCCGGUGUGUUCUGUGCCGUAGUAUCGCAUCCGGCCGAUGUGGUCGUGUCGAAGCUGAACCAGGCCAAGGGAUCGUCCGCCUUCGACGUUGCCAAGCAGCUCGGAUUCAUGGGAAUGUGGAACGGUCUGACGCCGCGUAUCAUCAUGAUCGGUACCCUGACUGCCCUGCAGUGGUUCAUCUACGACGGUGUAAAGGUCGCCCUCUCCAUUCCCCGCCCGCCCCCACCAGAGAUGCCGGAGUCGCUCAAAAAGAAGCUAAACGUUGAAUAAUUCCCCCGGAAGCAGGAUAAUAGCCGUGAAGUGGUGCUGAUGGUGAUGGUGGUGCAGUUUUUUCGUGUGCUCAGCAGUGCAGAAGGGGCAGCGUUUUGAUCGGCCGGUGUACCCACCGGAUGUUGUAUGCGUGCGUGUGUUGUUGCGAAUGCGAAUCAAGUGUUGUAAGAGUGCAGUUGAACAAAAAUAAUGUUGCCUGCAGUGAACUGUUGAUAUUUGACCCGAAGCAAUGCAUGAAAAUGAUGAAAUGUAUGUGAAAAGAUCAGGGUAUGCGGUUGAAAAUAGCAAAUAAGUUUUUAUGUAUGUGACACGGGCAGCAUGGCAGGAAAGAAAACAGCCUAACACGGGUAGCUUGCGCCACGUGCUGCUCCUGAGCACUUCCAACGCACAGCUGUGCGUCAUUCAACAUCAUCAUCUGCAUCGCGAAUAAAAUCCCUAACCGUGUGAAUUGCGAUACGAUUAGUAAACAUA